AUACUUAAACGACCGUGGUUCAGCAGGACCUGGAUCCGCCAGGAAUUUUCUGCGGCACGAAGUCUGACCGUACAAUUUGGCAGCCUUGCUCUAUCCGUUGCCGAACUCAAGAAAGGCAGUUCAUCACUUGAAGAAUAUUUUCCCAAUCUUCAAAAGCUCUCUGCGGCACUGGACGCUUUGCGAGAUCCCUGCCCAGGCAUCCCAUCGACAAGCCACACAGUAAACUGAUGAGAUGGAUGUACAUCUUAUCGGGAAACGUUGGCUUUGAGUCUUCCGAUCCGCGUGAUAGGGUGUAUGCCCUGAUCGGAAUGAUGCUGGAGCAGGUCAAUAUCAAGCAUCACGGGUUCAUCACCGUAAUCGCCAGUGAUGAACAAAUUUAUCCCGUGGACUAUCGGAAAAAUACCGGAGAAGUCUACCAGGAUGCUAUCCAUUAUCUUGUUCAAAAUUCCCAAAGUCUAUUGCCUCUUCAUGUCUUUCGCUCCUAUACGCAAAAGGCAAUAGAUAUGCCAUCCUGGGUGACUGACUGGCGA
This is a messenger RNA of Cladophialophora psammophila CBS 110553, 530 nucleotides long. RefSeq lists its product as uncharacterized. Lineage: Eukaryota; Fungi; Ascomycota; Eurotiomycetes; Chaetothyriales; Herpotrichiellaceae. The transcript has a single exon. The annotation marks the transcript as partial. The record is from RefSeq and is a predicted model, not a curated record.